GGCCCGGUCAGUCGGGAGACGAACGGUGCUGACAGAGAGACACGGAGAGAGCCAGCGGAGAGAGAGAACGAGCGAACGAGCGAACGCACUAGAGGGGCGAGUAGGCUAAGGCAGUGCCAGUCCCACGCACCACGAAGACACACGGACACGCGCGUGCACGACAGACGCACAGGCACACUGUCGACAGACACGGGGGGGGGGGGUGAGCACGGAAUAAAAUCAUGAGAACUCGAGUCGCAACCACCUUCGCCAGCAAAGGGCCGGCGGUCACCGACGCGAACGCGCGCUGACACGCGGCGCGAGUGACCGGAUUUUUGAAAGCAAACGAAAAACAAAAACAAGCAAAAAAGUACAAAGAAAGCAGCAACACUCACAAUAACAACAACAACGACUACACAGCGACCGGGCGGGGGGGGGGUGGAAGUUGUGGGUGGGUGCUGCCGGUAAAGGCACAGCGAGAGAGACGAGACGCAAGAGAAGGCGAGAGAGAGAAAGAGAGACAGAGAAAGAGAGAGACAGAGACACACACGGGGAGAGAAGAGAGAACACGGGGCGGAGGAGGGAGCCCUCGUCGCAGGAGCAGCAUGGCUCGGCUGCCCGGAGCGCCGCUUGCCCUCUUCUUCCUGCUCCUCUACCCGACCAACAUCAUCGGCCUGUGGUGGGCCGUGGGCAGUCCCCUCGUCAUGGACCCCAACAGCAUCUGCCGCAAGACGAAGCGACUCGCGGGCAAGCAGGCGGAGCUGUGCGUCACGGCGCCCAACGUUGUCGCCGAGGUGGCCAAGGGGGCCAAGCUGGCGCUCAAGGAGUGCCAGCACCAGUUCCGAUUCCGCCGGUGGAACUGCACCGUCACCAAUAAGUACUUCGGCAAGAUCCUGCAGCAGGUCACGUGCACACACACACACAACCACACGUGCAUGCACAGCCACACACACCCUCACACACACACUCGCACACUCACUCACACACCCACACACACCCUCACUCGCCUUCACACACUCUCACACACCCUCACUCACACACGCACCCUCACACACACCCUCACACUCACACACGAACCCCCUUGCACGCACACACAUACACACACCCUCACUCACAUACGCACCCUCACACACAAACUCCCUUGCACGCACACACACACCCUCACUCACACACGCACCAUCACACACCGCACACCCAAACCCCCUUGCACGCACACACGCACCCUCACACCCAAACCCCCUUGCACGCACACACACCCUCACUCACAUACAAACCCUCACACACAUCCUCCCAUACAAACCCCCUUGCACACAUACACCCUCACUCACACACGCACCCUCACACACACCCUCACACACACACACCCUUGCACACGCUCGCACAUCAUCCACCACCCGCCCCCCACAACUUCCUCGCGUGUGUCAGCAGACAUUCGCGAGACAGCCUUCGUGUACGCCAUCACGUCCGCGGGGGUCACGCACGCGGUCACGCAGGCGUGCAGCAUGGGCGAGCUGCCGCAGUGCGGCUGCGCCAACACGAGGAGCCGGGCGCCUCCAGGCCCCCCACCGGCCCAGCACGGCCCCCCACAACCCAACCACCACGGGGCGCCCCCCACCAACCAUCACGGCUCGGAGGGCGAGCGUGACUCCGAGGGGCACCCCACGGCGUGGGAGUGGGGGGGCUGUGGGGACGACGUGGAGUUUGGCUACGACAAGUCGAGGCAGUUCAUGGACGCGCGGCGCAAGAAGGACGGCAGCGACAUCAAGACGCUCAUCGAUCUCCACAACAACGAGGCCGGCCGCCUGGCGGUGAGUGACUACAUGCGCGUGGAGUGCAAAUGCCACGGCCUGUCGGGCUCGUGCGCCCUCCGCACGUGCUGGAAGAAGAUGCCCCCGUUCCGGGAGGUGGGCGACCGCCUCAAGGAUCGCUUCGACGGCGCCUUCAAGGUGAUGGGCAGCAACGACGGCAAGACCCUGCUGCCCGUGGGUCACAACAUCAAGCCGCCAGGUAGCCACGACCUCAUCUACUCGGCCGAGUCGCCCGACUUCUGCUCGGCGAACCGCAAGACCGGCUCGCUGGGCACUCGCGGACGGACGUGCAACAGCACGGCGCUCGAUAUGAGCGGCUGCGACCUCCUGUGCUGCGGCAGAGGCGCCCGCCAGGAGACCCUCACCUUCCAGGAGAAUUGUCAGUGCCGCUUCCAGUGGUGCUGCGUGGUGCACUGCAAGAAGUGCACGGUGCAGAGGGAGCUCAGCAUCUGCCAGUGACGAACGCUGUUGGUGGAUUAUGACGAGGGGUUGAUGACGGACGGACGGUCGGUGAUGAUGAUGAUGAUGGUUCUCAUGGUGCAGAGCGUGAAGUAUUUGGCAGUGACGGUGAUUCAUGAGGGUGGUGUUGGUGAUGACGAGGAUCGAGAUGAUUGUUGCUGAUAGUGGUAAUGUGGAUGACGGUGAAAUAAGAGCUGAGCAUCUGCCACUGAUGAUGAUGGUGGUGGUGAUGACGGCCGUGAUGGUGAUCAUAAUGAGCGUGGUGAUCAUCGUCAUGAUGAUGACGGUGGUGGUGAUUUGCACAGAGGAAGCUCAGCAUCUCUCAGCAACUCCUCUGCUGCUGCUGAUGAUGGUGAUGGUGAUGAUGAUGGAGAUCGAGGCAGUGGUGGUGGUGAUGGCGAUAUAUUUUUUUGCGCAUGCACGGCCGACGUAUCCACACACGCACACAAAGACAAAGACAAAGACAAAGAUCCCCCGUAUAGCCUCAACAUACUGUAGGGGCAAGUGCUGUGAGCGAGCACCUAUGAAGGCCGGAACGGCACACGAGGUGCUGGGUGGCCAGUACCACGCCCGACCGCCUUUGUCUCCCCAGUGGCGAUGUUUACACACCGCACCGGGUACUCAUUUGAGGCUGAGUCGACCUAGCGGAGGCCCCGGACCGGUUCAGAUAAUCGUCACUGGUGUUGGCCGAGAGCGGGAAUCGAACCUGGGUCGCCGGGUUUAUAGCGUAGCGCGUUAACCGCUUGCACACACACGCACACACACGCGCACACACGCACACACGAUGAACGACGAUGGUCCUUCGAAUGGAUCGUUUUCCUUUAGUCGUGGUCCCGUGUUCUUCCGAUCGUCUUGCGAAUGAUCGGGCCAACCCCGCACGGCCUCGGAACGCCUCCCUCGCAGAAGAAGGGGAACGGAUUCAACAACGGCGAAGAGCACCCCCGCCGCCACCACCACCACCACUACCGACACGAUCGUCGUGGAGCAGUUACUCUUACUGAGAUGUUGUCUUUUGACUAACGUAUAUAUAUAUAUACAUGUUAUAUAUAUAUAUAUGUAUAGAAGCACACACAAGUGUGGUGCCUACUUUACAGUGAAAAGUGGCCUCCUUCACAGACGCUGUGACACCAACAAAGCCCGACGGACUUUGAGAAAAAUGAAAAAAAAAGAACACUGCCAGGCACACGCGCGCGUGUGUGUGUCUGUGUGUGUCUGUGUGUGUGUGUGCCUUCAACGUCUCUCGAGUGCCUUUAGCAGCCCGCCUCAGUGCCUACCGGCGUGCCUGUGCGUCAGCGAACGAGCGUGAAACCCGCCUUAUCGUUAAGUGUUAUUUGUAUCAUUAUUGAUUAUUAUUAUUAUUUACGAACUGUCGUCGUGUGCUGCGUGCAAAGCGUUAGGCGCAAGCGCACGUAUUACACGCACACACACACAUGCCUUUGCACACUUGCCUGCGUGGCACGCUUUAUGUGGUGGUGGUGGUGGUGAUGAUGAUGAUUAUGACACAGAGCACGCGCUGUAGAUGAGUGCGGGUGACGGAGCAGCGAAUGUUCACGCCGCUCCACUCCAGAACUCGUGGCGUGCGUCCUCCGCAGAGAUUGGCAAAGCCCCCCCCCCCCGUCCCUCUCCCCGCCCCCCAUAUUUCCGUUCAUUGGUUGAAUGUGAAAUUUGCAGUCGCGAGGAAUAGCAGCGGCGGCCGCGAGAAAGUGAUUCUGGAUUCGCGUUCACCGUUGUGUGUUCUCGAGCACACCGAACGCGAGAGACAGCCUUGUGCCUUACACAACCGGCUCUUUCAUUCCCACCCUCGAAUCCUCCUCUCCCUUCAUUAACGCACUCAUUCAGUUCAGUCAUGGUUUCGUUCUAUCGCCAUCAUCCAUCCGUCAUCAACGACACUCCCUCUCAUUCUGUCAAUCUUACCUCCAUUUCUACCCAUCCCUCCAUCUCUCCUUGGCAUCAUCAUCAUCGGCCUCGGCAUCCUUCGAUCCCUCUCUGCGUCCCCGUCACCACCAUGCCCCAAACCGUCUGCAAUCAUCUUCGCUCUCUCCUUCUCUCCCUCCACCCCUUUCAGUCUUCAUCGGAAAAUCAUUCCCAGCCUAAAUCAUAUCCCCGCAUUUACUCCCGGGCACCUUGUUUUAAACUCCCCCCCCCUACCCACCCUGCCCCCCCCCCAUAAGUCUCCGUGCGUAGCUCGCGUUUCAAUAGACAGGACGAAUGUAUACUACUGACUUAAAGAUCACGGACGCACGUUUUGUAGCAACGAGGACACACGGCGACAAAUGACACAGUAUGCUUUUGCAUCUUGCCUCCGCGCUGCCCGCUGUUGUUCUUCCAUGACAUUUGCAGCGGCCCGGAUUUCUACCGGAAUGUGCGCCCCUCUCUUGCGUGGGGUUGACGCGCUUGCGCCGCACAGCUCUCGAAUGCGUUUUCGGAAUGUGACCGCCAAGUCCGACGUUUCACUCCAGCACGCUGGGUGGGGUGGGGGUCAUAUUCUUAGGUUUUUUGGGUAAAGUCACGUAGGUAAAAAAUUAAAAUUAAUGAAAGUAAAAUAAAAAUAAAAUAAAAUAAAUACCUUGGCUCCUCCCACCCUCAACCAGUAUAUAUACAAAUUCUGUUUCUUGGAAUUUCUCUCACUUGAUACAGCUAUCGUGCUGUGACGGUUCCACCUGAAGACGGAAGCUUGUGUUGCCUCUGAAACGUCGUGAUUUUUAUUUUACUUUUAUAAAUUUUAAUUUUUUACCUACGUGACUUUACCGAAAAAACCUAAGAAUAUGAAUCCUUGCAGUCACGAAAGCUUCAAAUCUAGAAUGGGGUGGGGGUGUUUCUUCUGGAACCGAAUUGAGGUUGUGACAGAGAGAGAGAAAGAGAGACGCCCAGUAAACAGAAUCAGAAUCUUUAUAUUCUUGGUUCUUUCGGUAAAGUCACGUAGAUAGAAAAAAAAACCACGACGCAACACAAGCGGUCUUCAAAACAGAAUCAGAAUCUCUAUUAAGACUGGAGGAAUCCGAUGAGCAAUGAAGCUCUUUUUCACAGAUGUCCAGUAAAUAACAGCAGCAGCAGCAGCGGCGGUGGCAGCCGGCAACGUUGUCUAGUUGAGGCAGAGAGUGAGCUGCUCAGUUCAGCUCCUGAAGAAGCUCCCAACGCGAGCGGAGUGAAACGUCGGACGUUAUGCCGAACAACGCCACGGUACAACCGUAAUGAACGAGAGAAAAACAACACGUCCGAUUAGAUUCGAAGCUUUCGUGACUGCAGGAAUGACUCUUUGGUUCUUUCGGUAAAGUCAGGUAGAAAGAAAAUAAAUUUAAUGAUAAUAGAAUACGACGUUUCGAUUGCAACACAAGCAACCAUUAUCAGGUACAAAUGAAUUGUGUGUCUCCGUGUCUAUGUUUUGUCUCUCUCUCAAAUUUAGCAUUUUUUGGAAGAACGUAAUCAACCAGGUGGGGUGUUGACUCUCAGUGUUGUAUCGCAUUAUAUUCCCAAGUUUACUAUGUUUGUUUUCUCAUUCGCAUGUACCUGAUAAUGGUUGCUUGUGUUGCAAUCGAAACGUCGUAUUCUAUUAUUAUUUUACUUAUUUCUACGUGACUUCACCGAAAGAACCAAAGAGUAACACUUCGGAUAUUGUCUUCUUGUAGAUUUCUUUUUUUUUUACUUAACGAAAAAAAAAACCGAGAUGAUCUCGCCUGAGUUUGUCCACGCGGUUCUUCCGUUGUUUGUUGUUGUUGUCAAUUUGUUUUGGAGCCAAGUGUCGGCGUCACCGCGUAAGCGUCACCGUGUUUGCCGUCGAAACAAACUCCGCGAGAAUAGAAGGAGGAGAAGCAGCGACCACAACAAUAGCCGAAAGAAGAUGCCUCGAGAUGAGUGUGGUUGAUGGACGAGAGAUGAGAGGGGAGACAGCUCGAGAGACGUAUUUAUUGUUAAUACGUGUGCCUGUCCCAUAUUCUGCUGCUGCUGCUGUUUGUUGUUGUUGUUGUUUAAAAAUGCGCAUUAACUGACACGUGCAUUCGGCUACGGUGGAGGCCGGGCGGGGGUGAGGGCCGUGAUGAAGCGAAUGAACUCACACCCAGCGGACAACCCUGUCAUUCCUUUGUUGGUCAUUUCAAAGUAAUGCAAUCUCACAUUGGUGGCGGGUGAUGUCUGAAAUGGUCUCCGAUGCACCAAUUCGCACCGACCAGCGUGGGCGAGGUACGGCCAAAGAAUCAACAACCCCCCCAUGAUCGACGCGGCAUGGGGGAUCGCUUCACUUAGCAAUGCAUUCGUGUCGUUAUACUCCAGUCAACCACCCAUUCCAGACCCCCCCCCCCACCCCUUUCCCCACAAUGGAACAUUCCAAAUGACGAGUGCCCACGUCCACAACACCCAGCCUCGUGGAUUUUAGAAUGUUCCAUUUGGUGCAGGGGGGCCGGGGUCAGGCUGUGAGCUUUCCAAUGUUUGGGUUUCUCGAGCCAGAUGUAUCAGACGUACUUGCCUCCGUGCUCUUCAGAACAAAUGAGCGCGCCCUGCAUUUUCUAAGGAGCUCGAUGUCGCCACCACUGAGUGAUGGUGACGAUGAUACUGAUUAUUAUGAUGAUGAUGAUGAUGACACCUAAACCUGUCACCUCCUUCGAUUUAAACUUCUGGAAGAUGCCUCAUAUUUAUAUGUGCAGUACAGUAUUAUAGUUGCAUGGGUAACGUAUCGCCCGCUAUUACUAACCGUACGUUGCUACUAUACAGAGUGUAUAUAUAGGAGAUUAACUUAAGUCCACCGACAUGCAGUCUUGGAAUAAACUCAUUUUGUUCGUGGAGGCGACAAUGUUCGAGGAUUUAUUUGUCAGAGGAGUGAGCAUGGACCGAG
This is a messenger RNA of Lethenteron reissneri (Far Eastern brook lamprey), 7071 nucleotides long. RefSeq names its product Wnt family member 6 (gene WNT6). Gene Ontology annotation, biological process: multicellular organism development; cell fate commitment; neuron differentiation. Gene Ontology annotation, molecular function: cytokine activity; frizzled binding. The record is from RefSeq and is a predicted model, not a curated record. Lineage: Eukaryota; Metazoa; Chordata; Hyperoartia; Petromyzontiformes; Petromyzontidae. Gene Ontology annotation, cellular component: extracellular region.